AUGCUAGAUUCACCUGAGGAGUUGGAGAAAAGCCACGCCAAUAGUGCGGAUCUAUUAAGGGAAGGAAGUAACCACGUCAUAUUGGAUAUGCCUAACGAAGGAAGGUUACCUGAAAUGAGUAAUUUAGAGUCUCAAUCAAAAUCAAGAAAAAGGCCGCGAAUGUGGUGGAUCAAGGUCGCAAUAUUGUGUUCAGUUAUAAUAGCAAUUCUUGCUAUCUUCUUAAAAUGGGGAGCACCCUUUCUAAUAGAGAAGGUUCUUUACCCGAUCCUGCAAUGGGCAACUGCAUUGGAUCGUCCAGUGCUUGCACUCAUACUUGUAGCUGCUUUGACAUUGUUUCCCGUGUUUCUAAUUCCUUCCGGUCCUCUCUUGCUGCUAUCUGGCAUGAUUUUUGGUUAUGGGUUCGGUUUUGUCAUAAUUAUGAUUGGAACAACCAUCGGAAUGACCCUGCCAUUCUUGACUGGUUUACUCUUUCGUGAUCGGAUUCAUCACUGGCUAAAGAGAUGGCCUCAAAAAGCUGCUAUGAUUAAAUUGGCUGGAGAAGGAAGUUGGUUCCAUCAAUUUAAAGUGGUUGCACUGUUCAGGAUUUCACCAUUUCCAUACACGAUAUUUAAUUAUGCUGUAGUAGUGACAAAUAUUCGAUUUUGGCCCUAUUUAUGUGGAUCAGUUACAGGAAUGAUCCCAGAAGCCUUUGUUUACAUCUACAGUGGUCGGGUAAUAAAGACGUUAGCAGAUGUCAAGUAUGGGAACCAUCACCUGAGUCUAGUGCAGAUAAUCUACAACGUAGUUUCUGUCGUCGUUGCCAUCAUUGCCAUAGUUGCUUUCACAAUCUGUGCUAAGAAAAAAUUGAAGAGUCUUAAAAGGUUAAGUACUGAAGCCGAAGGUGAUGUCAGUGGAAAGUGCAAUGAAGGUGAAAUUUCCGCUAGUGGAAGGAGCGAAGAAGGCUUUGCCAGUGGAAAGAGCAAUGAACUCGAAGGCGAAGGCUUUACCAGUGGAAAGAACGAUGAAUGUGAAAGCAAAGGCUCUGUUAAUGGAGAAGGCAACCAGGGCGCUCGCUCUGCUAAUGGAAAGAGCUAUGCAGGCGAAUGCUUUGGCAAUGAAAACAUCAUCUUUGAGCCAAAUGCGUCCUCUCGAAAGACGUCAUAG
Fraxinus pennsylvanica is the source of this 1143-nucleotide messenger RNA. NCBI's taxonomy places the organism in Eukaryota, Viridiplantae, Streptophyta, Magnoliopsida, Lamiales, Oleaceae. The record is from the annotation of a GenBank genome assembly.